GAGAGCGAACGUUCUCUUUCUACCGGUCUCCACUGCGACUGCGUCCCCUCGUCCUUCCUAAUCCUUAUAUGAUUCCUCCUUCCGGGACUCACGCCCUCUGUCUCUCUUCCAAAUAGGGUUUCAUAUUACUGUAGGAUCCCAUUAACAGCUCGAAUUCUCGACCUCCCACGGUGCCAUUGGAGACGACAAUCGAAGGGGUUCUCUAGCUCGCAAGAUCUCUUACGAAAGUCCAUCAAGAUUUGACAGAGAUGAGCAAUUACAAAUUGGGCGUGGAAGUUGUGAGUGCCCAUGACCUCAUGCCCAAGGGUGGGCAUGGUUCUUCGAGUCCUUGUGUGGAGCUUCAUUUUGAUGGCCAGAAGUUUCGUACCAGCAUCAAGGAAAAAGACCUCAAUCCUGUCUGGGAUGAGCGCUUCUACUUCAACAUUGCAGAUCCUGCUUCUCUCCCUGAACUUGCACUUGAAGCUUCUGUGAUCAGCUUUAACAAGGCCACACAUUCUAAGACAAUCCUUGGCAAGGUCCGAAUUGCUGGGGCCUCUUUUGUCCCCUUUGCAGAUGCUGUAGUCAUGCAGUAUCCAUUGGAAAAGCGUGGAAUGUUUUCUCGUGUAAAGGGAGAACUCAGCCUUAAAGUAUUCCUCACCAAUGAUCCCUCAAUAAAACCUUCCAACCCACUUCCAGCUAUUGAUUCCAAUCCCAGUAACCCUCCUCCAAGCCAAGCUCAUAAAGUACUUGCCCAGGUCCCAAUAUUAAGUAGAAGCACACCACGAGAAAACAAAUCAGAUUCAAGACAUACAUUUCACAGUAUUCCAAAAAAGAUUGACCAGCACCAUUAUUCUGCUCCAGUCAGUGAGCCAGUGAGGCAUGUAGUUGAUUCUAUGAAACCUGAGCCUCAACCCCAUAGAAUGUUCAAGGUGUACUCGUUGGUAUCGACUCAACAACCAGUGGACUAUGCACUGAAAGAAACUAGCCCUUUCCUAGGUGGUGGUCAGAUUGUUGGAGGGAGAGUUAUCCGAGCUGAGAAGCCAGCUAGUACAUAUGAUCUUGUGGAACAAAUGCAAUAUCUUUUUGUACGUGUUGUGAAGGCACGAGAUUUACCAGCCAUGGAUGUCACAGGAAGCCUAGAUCCAUAUGUUGAAGUGAAAGUGGGUAACUACAAGGGGACCACAAAGCAUUUUGAGAAGAAGCAGAACCCAGAAUGGAAUGAAGUAUUUGCAUUCUCCAGAGAACAUAUGCAGGCAUCAAUUCUUGAAGUUGUCAUCAAAGACAAAGAUCUUCUCAAGGAUGAUUUUGUUGGGAUCAUACGAUUUGAUUUACAUGAUGUUCCAACACGUGUCCCACCAGAUAGCCCAUUGGCUCCAGAGUGGUAUCGUCUUGAGGACAAGAUGGGGGAUAAAACCAAAGGUGAAUUGAUGCUUGCAGUUUGGAUAGGAACCCAAGCUGAUGAGUCAUUUCCUGAUGCAUGGCACUCAGAUGCAGUGGCACGUUUUGAUGCCUCUUCUGUUAUCUCUCACAUAAAGUCAAAAGUCUACCAUGCACCCAGGCUGUGGUAUGUUCGAGUUAACAUUGUUGAGGCACAAGAUAUUGUGAUAAAAGAAAAGGCUCGCUUUCCAGAUGUUUAUGUCAAGGCUCAACUAGGCAAUCAGGUCUUGAAGACAAGAACAGUUCAGGCACGGACAUUUAACCCUCUAUGGAAUGAAGACCUCAUGUUUGUGGCUGCAGAACCCUUCGAAGAUCACCUCAUCCUCUCUGUGGAAGACCGUGUAGCACCAAACAAAGAUGAGGUGUUAGGCCGUGUUGUUAUUCCUUUGGGAUCCCUAGAGAAGCGAGUUGAUGACCACAUUAUACUAGGUCACUGGUUCGAUCUCGAGAAGCCUGUUUUGAUCGAUGUAGACCAGCUGAAGAAGGAUAAGUUUUCAACCCGGAUUUUCCUCCGAGUCUGCCUGGAUGGUGGAUAUCAUGUGCUUGAUGAGUCUACCCACUAUAGUAGUGACCUAAGACCAACAGCAAAGCAGCUAUGGAAACCUUCAAUUGGACUGCUUGAGCUUGGCGUCCUUAAUGCAGAGGGUCUUCAUCCUAUGAAGUCACGAGAAGGAAAAGGGACAUCAGAUACCUAUUGUGUAGCCAAGUAUGGUCAGAAAUGGGUGCGUACUCGUACCAUCAUCGACAGCCUAAGCCCAAGAUACAAUGAGCAGUACACAUGGGAGGUUUAUGAUCCGGCUACAGUUCUUACAGUUGGUGUCUUUGACAAUUGCCAACUUGAGAAGGGUUCUAAUGGUGACAAGGAUGCAAAGAUUGGCAAGGUUCGCAUACGGCUAUCAACACUUGAAACAGGUCGUGUGUACACACACUCAUACCCACUUCUAGUUUUACACCCGUCGGGUGUUAAGAAGAUGGGUGAAAUCCAUCUUGCCAUACGGUUCUCAUCUACAUCGUUUGUUAACAUGAUGUACAUAUACUCGCAACCGCUGCUACCGAAGAUGCAUUACAUACGGCCGUUAAUGAUGAUGCAACAGGAUAUGCUGCGGCACCAAGCAGUCCAAAUAGUAGCUGCACGUCUUAAUCGAAUGGAGCCACCCCUCAGAAAGGAAGUUGUUGAAUACAUGUCUGAUGUUGACUCUCACUUAUGGAGUAUGCGCCGAAGCAAAGCAAAUUUCUUCAGACUCAUGUCAGUUUUCUCAGGCUUGUUUUCGGUGAGCAGAUGGUUUGGAGAUAUUUGCAAAUGGAAGAACCCCAUCACCACUGUACUGGUGCACAUUCUGUUCAUCAUGCUAGUGUGCUUCCCGGAACUAAUACUUUCUACGAUAUUUCUAUAUAUGUUCCUGGCAGGCCUUUGGAACUACCGCUAUCGACCACGUUAUCCUCCGCACAUGAACACAAAAAUUUCUCAUGCAGAGGCUGUGCAUCCUGAUGAGCUUGAUGAGGAAUUUGAUUCUUUUCCUACCAGCCGAGGCGCAGAACUUGUUCGUAUGAGGUACGAUCGGUUAAGGAGUGUCGCUGGACGGAUACAAACUGUGGUUGGUGAUAUAGCGACUCAAGGGGAGAGGGUCCAGGCGUUGCUUAGCUGGAGGGAUCCACGGGCCACUUCGGUAUUUGUGUUAUUCUGCCUGAUUGCAGCACUCGUGCUGUAUGUGACCCCAUUGCAGGUGUUGGCUGCUCUGGCAGGCUUCUAUAUCAUGAGGCAUCCAAGAUUCCGGCACAGGAUACCUUCAGCACCUCUAAAUUUCUUCAGGCGCUUGCCAGCAAAGACAGACAGUAUGCUUUAAAUGGAUUCAAGUUAAUAGGUUUUUGGUGUAGUAAUUUUCUUUUUUGUUUAAUGUGUUCAUAGUUUUUCUUGCUUCCUUUUGUUUCUUCUGCUUUUUUGUUCUCUGUAGAAAACUGAACAGUUCAUGAACUGCAAAUAAUAUACUGAAACCUCUCUACCACUGAGUUUGUGAAUC
This is a messenger RNA of Musa acuminata AAA Group (dessert banana), 3434 nucleotides long. Its product is annotated as FT-interacting protein 3. The transcript is spliced from 2 exons. Lineage: Eukaryota; Viridiplantae; Streptophyta; Magnoliopsida; Zingiberales; Musaceae. The record is from RefSeq and is a predicted model, not a curated record. The coding region runs from base 249 to 3260 and encodes 1003 amino acids.